Molecule: messenger RNA, 645 nt
Organism: Pterocles gutturalis (yellow-throated sandgrouse)
Lineage: Eukaryota; Metazoa; Chordata; Aves; Pterocliformes; Pteroclidae
Gene: ASRGL1
Product: asparaginase like 1
Exons: 3
Coding region: 96-584 (162 amino acids)
Molecular function (GO): hydrolase activity
Source: RefSeq, a predicted model, not a curated record
GAAGGGAGCAUAUGCUCAAGACUCUUCUUUCCAAAAUAGGCUAAUUCCGAGUAACCUGUGUGCACAUCUGAAAGCCUUGGAAGGAAUUUGGCAGGAUGAAGCCUGUCAUUGUGGUGCAUGGUGGAGCUGGACGGAUCUUUAAAGAACGAGAAGAGGGAAGUCGUGCUGGUGUUGUCAGAGCUGCACUGCAAGGUUAUGGUAUCCUGAAACAGGGAGGCAGUGCCUUAGAUGCAGUUGAGGAGGCAGUACGAUCAAUGGAAGAUGACCCUCAUUUUAACGCAGGUUGUGGAUCUGUUCUAAAUGAAAAAGGUGAAGUAGAAAUGGAUGCCAUUAUCAUGGAUGGAAAAAAUUUAGACUCUGGAGCAGUAUCCGCAGUUAAAUGUAUAGCAAACCCAAUAAAACUUGCUCGACUUGUCAUGGAAAAGACGAAGCACAUGCUGCUGACUGACCAUGGUGCACACCUGUUUGCUCAGGCCAUGGGUAUUCCUGAGACUCCAGGGGAGAAACUCAUAACCAAGAGAUCCCAGGAGAGAUGGAGGAAGAAUCUUGAGCCAGAUUCCAACCCUGAAGAGUUUCAGAAGUAGGGUUUUUGUUAAAUACUUUUUCUUUUUAAAUUCAGGCAAUUUAUUUUGUGCUAUCAGUUCA